Molecule: messenger RNA, 1515 nt
Organism: Labeo rohita (rohu)
Lineage: Eukaryota; Metazoa; Chordata; Actinopteri; Cypriniformes; Cyprinidae
Gene: cldn5b
Product: claudin 5b
Exons: 1
Coding region: 143-796 (217 amino acids)
Biological process (GO): cell adhesion; bicellular tight junction assembly
Cellular component (GO): bicellular tight junction; plasma membrane
Molecular function (GO): structural molecule activity
Source: RefSeq, a predicted model, not a curated record
GCACACAAGAGCAGAAAACUCCCACUGCAACACUGCCAAGCGAUGUAGAGAUACUUCUGCUCUAAACACCUGCUUUGAACUAAUUACAGGAUUUAGACUUUACUAGACUUUCUACACAAAGCAUCAAAAAAACUUUGCAAAGAUGAUUUCUGCAUGUCUGGAGAUUAUUGGACUUGGCUUGAGCGUCACCGGGACCCUUUUGGUGAUGGUGGCUUGCGGGCUGCCCAUGUGGAAAGUGUCUGCCUUCAUCGAGGGCAACAUUGUGGUGGCGCAAAACAUCUGGGACGGGCUGUGGAUGUCCUGCGUGGUCCAGAGCACGGGUCAGAUGCAGUGCAAAAUGCACGACUCCGUCCUGGCGCUGACCACUGACCUCCAGACCGCUCGUGCUCUGACGGUCAUCUCAGCGGUUUUGGGCGUCCAGGCUCUGAUGAUAACCAUCGCCGGCGCUCAGUGCACCAACUGCAUCAGUAAAGAGUCCAUCAAAGCCAAAGUAGUCAACGUCGGAGGGGUGAUAUACAUCAUCGCAGGCUUGUUUGUGCUGGUGCCUCUGUGCUGGAUGGCCAAUAACAUCAUCUCGGACUUCUACGACCCUCACGUGCCUUAUGCAAAGAAGAGAGAAAUCGGAGCUGCGCUCUACAUCGGGUGGGCAGCAUCUGCCAUGCUUCUGGUCGGAGGAGUGAUUCUGUGUUUCUCUCGUCCAGCUGAUGAGAAAUCCUCGUAUCCUCUAAAAUAUGUUCCUCCACCUAUGAAAAGCACAUCAGUCAAUGGGGACUAUGAUAAACGAAACUACGUUUGAACUUCAACGUUCAACCAUAGACUUUUUAAGGCUGUAAACUGCAUAUUGCGGUAGCUCACCAACAAUCUUUUGUUUAAUUCAAAAACAAGAUUUUUAUACGAAAAUGAAUUUUUAGGUGCUGUAACUGUGCUGAAAUGUUUUUUUUUUACGUACAAAUAUUGUAUGUUCAUUAAAACGCAAUGUCAUUUUGAAAAAAAAACAUGUUUAAAAUUGUUUUGUCACUCUGCAGCCAACUUCCCAUGCAACAAGUCUUGUACCAAACUUACCGGACUUUCAGAUAAUCAACUGACAGAAUGUAUAAACUUUAACUGUAUGUAUGUAUGUAUAAACUAUUUUUAAUUAUAUUGUUCUGUCUUUAGCUCGUUUAACAGUAUGUCACGGUUAUGAUGAAUUAGAUGUAAACGGGUAUUUUUGUCUUAGUUACUGAUAUUAGGGUCGGCGGCCCACUUGUUUGCAUUUGAUUUUAAUCACUCUGGCUGAAGGGGGGUGAAGGGAGGGUCUAUAUUUCUUGUUUUUGUUCCACUUGAUGAGAGUGCACUAAUUAGAUACGCUCUGUGCCCCAAUAAGACACUGAAUAAUGCCUAUUGUUCUGCCUAUAGACUCCAGGCUGCAGCUUUACAUGAGACUGUUUUGAUCAUCUAAACCUCCUGAUUGUACAUAAUUGUAUGAAACUGUUUUUUAGUAAAUCUGUGCAUAUUCAAAGUAAUAAAAAAAGUUUU